AUGUCACUGACGGGCUCCUGUGAUCCGGGGGCUUCCAGCCUGGGCAGCCCACCGUUAUCCACAGGCUGUUUCACCCAGGUCUACACGCCAGCGGCUGUCAGCGGCCCCACUCCCCGGGGCGAGUGUCUGUGUGACACCCCCCAAGGCCCCGAACUCCGGACCCUCUGUUCAGCCUCGGCGGGACGGCUGCCGGCCAAGAGGAAGCUGGACCUGGAGGGCCCUGAAUCUCGCACACCCAAAGGGAAGGGCUGGACACUGGCACAGGUCCCCAGCCCCAGGAGUAAGUGAUGCGGGCGGGGUAUCUCUUGUUUCCCCCCAGCCCCCAAGUCUCCCGGGGAGAAGACUCGCUAUGACACCUCACUGGGGCUGCUCACCAAAAAAUUCAUCUGUUUGCUGAAUGAGUCUCCCGAUGGUGUUGUGGAUCUGAACCGGGCUGCUGAGGUGCUGGAGGUCCAGAAACGUCGCAUCUAUGACAUCACCAAUGUAAUGGAGGGCAUCCAGCUCAUCCGCAAGAAAUCCAAGAACCACAUCCAGUGGAUGGGGACAGGGAUCUUUGAGGAUGCAGCGAUGGUGGCGAAGCAACAAGUGUUGUGCGGGGAACUGUCUGAACUGGCUAGGACAGAGAGGAUGCUGGACCAGCUCAUGCACGACUGUGCCCUGCAGAUCCAGCAGCUGGCUGACAAUGAGACCAACCAGAGGCUGGCAUACGUCACCUACCAGGACCUCCGUGCCAUCAGCAGCUUCCAGGAGCAGACGGUGAUUGCUGUGAAGGCUCCCCCUGAGACGCAGCUGGAGGUGCCAGACUUCAGCCAGGAGAACUUCCAGCUCCACCUGAAGAGCACCAAUGGCCCCAUCGAGGUGUACCUCUGCCCAGAGGAGAUCAUGGAAGAAAGCCCCAACAAGGACCACCCUGUCCCCUCUGCUGCCAUCUCCCCACAGGACCACCCUGUAUCCCUUUCCCUGUCAAACAGCUCCCCAUCAGCCACACAGCCCCCCCACUCCAUCUCCCAGAGCUGGGGGGGCACAGGAACUGCUCUCUCUCCGCCAUCUCUGCCUCUCCCCAUCCAGGGGGGACCCAGCUCACUGUUGGAGAUGGAGCCUGGGCUUCUGGGCUCCCCUGCCCAUCUUCUGCAGCAGACGGAGGACCAGCUGCCCUGCACCCCCUCCCACCUGGACUUGGGACCCUUUGUCACCUUCUCGCCCCCCCUGGAACAGGAUGACUAUCUCUGGGGGCUUGAAGGCGAAGGAGUCACAGACCUCUUUGAGACAUAUGACCUGGGGGACCUGCUGAAGCACUGAGUGUCCCCCCAGUCCCCGCUUUGUCCCCUCUGGCUACUUGUGUCCUGAGCAUGUGGGAUCUGUGUGGGCUGACUGUAGAGACUGGGGUAUGCUGGGGAGCACUGGGUUUUCUGAGGAUGGGGGGGAGAGGGGGACUUGUGUUGCUCACCCACUGUGGCUUCUCUGCACUCUCCUGGGUUGGUUGGUCACCUCACUGGGCACUGGGAGUGCUCAGGGAUCCAUCCAGGACCCAUCCCAGCAUCCCCCCAUAAAUCCAUGGGGCACUGUGCUUCCCACCAUAACCACCCACCACGCUGCGGAUGAUGGUGGACUGGAAGUGCCUUUGGGUGCCCCAGAUGACUUAGGGGCACCCUAGGAUGGCAGAGAAACUUCUGCCCAGAAUGGGCUGUGUCAUGUUUUGGGGUCACUCCAUCUGCUCCUCAGUUAAAUUGGUGGUUCUUCAUGGUCUCAACAGAUCAUUUCCAGGGGUAUUUUCCCCACCAUGGCUGGAAUAUCCUAAAAAAAAAAACCAUUAAGGCAGCAAAGCUGAAGUCACCUUUGGGUGAAAGAAGAAUGAGGCUCACGUGGCUCCAGCAAAUCUCGGGAAAAGAUAUGGAGCCAUAUUCCCUGAGGGGCUGCAGCCCUCGGCCCCAGUCUGUACCAGCUCCCUCUGGCCUCUUGGAGUGACUGGUGCUGGGAGUAUGAAAACUGGACUAUACUAGGAAGAGGUAUGCCUGGAAGAGGUGAUGACCUGCAGAGAGGGGCUUGGGAAACAGCUUGGGACAAGCCCUGGGACAUGGAGUAGGAUAGGAUUUUUAAUUGUGCCAUUUCUUGUGAAAUAUCUGUAAUUAUUGCA
Messenger RNA from Catharus ustulatus (Swainson's thrush), 2134 nucleotides. It is a transcript of the gene E2F2, whose product is annotated as E2F transcription factor 2. NCBI's taxonomy places the organism in Eukaryota, Metazoa, Chordata, Aves, Passeriformes, Turdidae. Gene Ontology annotation, biological process: regulation of transcription by RNA polymerase II. The record is from RefSeq and is a predicted model, not a curated record. Gene Ontology annotation, molecular function: protein dimerization activity; DNA-binding transcription factor activity, RNA polymerase II-specific; RNA polymerase II cis-regulatory region sequence-specific DNA binding. Gene Ontology annotation, cellular component: RNA polymerase II transcription regulator complex. The transcript has 6 exons.